AUGAAGCUCUCCGUCAUCAUCCCAUUCUUCCUCUGCCUCUUUGAUGUGGUCUCUGCCGAAAUGGCAAUGCCCGUCGAAGCAGCAAGAAGUGGUCGCGGUAGAGGCGACAAAGGGGACAAGUGCGGCAAGAAAGGGUGCAAAGGCAAGGGAGACAAAGAGCCCGUCCAAGGCGGAUCGGCGGCUCUGCAAACACGCAUUGGAGAUCUCCAGCAAAAAGUCGCCAACGCUAACGACAGCGUCGUACCAUUCAAGGGUGGUAGCCUCAAGGGUCUUGUGGGGCUGCUGAAGGUUAAUGAGGCUGUUGUCGAGCUUGGUAGAACCAUCGAUCUCGGAACCAAGACCGCAGAGAACACCGACGUAUUGCCGGCAAAUGAGUCCACCACUAUUGGCACGCGUUUCUUGGCCCUUCAACCGGACAUCAACAACCUCCUGACCACUCUUGAGGGGAAGCGUCCUCAGUUUGACAAAGCUGGCUUCAAGAUCCUUGAUGUCAGAAGCCUCAUCCGCGACGACUUGAAGAUUCAGUCAGAUAAAGCCACCGACCUCGGCGGUGCCUUGACUAAGAUCUUGGACCGUAGCCUCCAACCUAUUGCACAGGGGGUCAUUGACCAGAUUCAAGGCAACUUUACCGGGGCUAUAGAUGAAUACAAGGGUCGCGGAGGCAAGAUCAAGAUCCCAGCCAAAGCCGUUCCCGCGUUGUCGGACCUACUUGCGGGCGUUGCUAGGGCUCUCGGCAUCGGCGAUAGGGACAGGUCGGUGAUGAUGGUGGCCGGCUUGGAAGCUGAAGCUCUCCCUUUCCCGGCAACCAACUUCCCCAACGCCGACGCUGCAGCUGUGGACAUCAACACCUUAGACACUGCCCAGGCCAACAAGGAAAUCGAAACAUUUCAAGCUAGCGUCUCGGAGGAGUCGCUCUCGCGCCUCGGUGACGACGAGAACGACCUCCGUGGUAUCCCGCCGCUGGUACUGGCAGUCUUGCGCCGCUACGAGGUUAUCUGA
Messenger RNA from Colletotrichum gloeosporioides, 999 nucleotides. RefSeq lists its product as uncharacterized. The record is from RefSeq and is a predicted model, not a curated record. Lineage: Eukaryota; Fungi; Ascomycota; Sordariomycetes; Glomerellales; Glomerellaceae. The transcript has 3 exons. Bases 1 to 999 code for a protein of 332 amino acids. Gene Ontology annotation, cellular component: extracellular region.